Messenger RNA from Bipolaris maydis ATCC 48331, 821 nucleotides. The record is from RefSeq and is a predicted model, not a curated record. Lineage: Eukaryota; Fungi; Ascomycota; Dothideomycetes; Pleosporales; Pleosporaceae.
GAUUCGGGUCGACCGGGAAUGACUAUGUCAAUUUUGUUAUUGUGGAGAGCCGAAGGGUGAGCACUAUGAGUUCAACAAGGAUGGUAGCCUGAGUGCCCUUGACGGAUUCGAUAGAGAAGGAAGCGAUGACAGCUUGGAUACAGGAAAACCUUGCCGGAUCAGGGAACUGAAGGUGGGUGGAAAAGUCUGCAGCGGGUGCAUGCUGAUAGAAACAAAGGAUGACAGGCAGACUAGGUGCCCGACGCAGCCUUAGCAGCCAGGCCAAGACGAGGUGGAAUUACGGGUAAGCGUGCUGGCCACUAGGGCUCCUGUGGCUGUCUACAUGACGAGUUGGAGAGGGUACUGGUGGGCUAAUCUGGUAGCUCAGCUUGAUUUUGCAGAGUGGUGGUGGACAGCUGAAGCGAGUAUACGGUUUGGGCUUGGGAGGUAGUGGUAGAGAUAGGUCGAGCGGACAUGACGGCAUGGAGCAGAAAGGGGCGCGUGUGCGGAGUGGCUUAUUGGCUUGGCGAUAUGGUGUACAUCGAGUGUUGGAUGACAGGACAGGACAAUGGCGAGAUGUCUGCUUGGACGGCCGAUGGCGAGGCUAGCGCUAAGGCGUGCUAUCAAUAACAGCGAUGAUAAUAAGUCGACGUGCUAAGGACUCCAUGUACGUAGGAUCGAGGACAGAGUUCGGGCAUCUCUUUCCAGCAGCUUCUGCGAUAUUGUAUGGGCCGGGGUGAGGGGCUAAGACUCUGACUGCAAUCGCCCUCGUCCCUAGGGGCCGGCAGUCGUUGGGGAGUCGCCUUAUGCGCAAGUGGUGGACCAAAUACUAAGUUCUAUUG